Molecule: messenger RNA, 3227 nt
Organism: Sphaerulina musiva SO2202
Lineage: Eukaryota; Fungi; Ascomycota; Dothideomycetes; Mycosphaerellales; Mycosphaerellaceae
Exons: 6
Coding region: 1-2991 (996 amino acids)
Molecular function (GO): hydrolase activity, acting on carbon-nitrogen (but not peptide) bonds
Source: RefSeq, a predicted model, not a curated record
AUGUCGCCGGCGACUCGCAGUCAGACGCUGCGAGAGGCCACCGCUGCCAGUACAGAUCUCCCACAACACAACCUCGCCAGCCCGCAGCACCUGAACGAUGUCAUCCAACGGCGCAGUACCACCGUCGGCAAGACCAGUGCCGGGUCCACUGAGCUUUCGAAAACGCGAUACCCCGAUACGCCGCCACGAUUUGUAAUUGACCUUUCGCUUCCGCCCGAACAGCGAUAUCUCGAAGUAUGCGCCGUCUUCAACCAAGAAGUCAAUGGUCUAACCCCAUUGUUUGAUGAAGUUGUUGGAGGUAUGCUCUACCGGGUACCUUUGAUCUGGGUGCAUCUGGUGUGCCGCUUGCUGCUCCGUCGAGUCCAUGAUGGAGACGAGAAUCGAGAGCUCAAGGGCAUUAGCAAGGCCACAGGUGUGCCCAUGUAUCUGCUCGUAUGCUUCAACGUGCUUCUGGAUCUGUUCAUGGGCUGCAGUAGUGGUGGAGCGGCGGUGAAGGAUGAGGAAAAGGGAGGCACAAAGAUGUUGCAUUUCAGAACGCUUGAUUGGGGCAUGCCUUCUUUACGCAAAGUGGUAAUCCAGCUGGACUUCAAGACUUCUCACGAUGGGCCUAUUGUCGCAUCGAGCCUGACAUACGCAGGAUACGUAGGAGUGUUGACCGGAGUGAGAAUGCACAUGAGCUUGAGCUUGAACUUCCGGCCCAACCGCAACGAGAAGGGUCACUUCUGGCCAGACUCGAGAUACUAUUGGCAUCUCUUGAUGGUUCUUCUUGGGCAUAGACGCAGCAUAUCCAGCGAACUUCGGCGAUUCCUGAUACCCAGGCGUAAAAAGCACUUCUGGCCAUCGGGGUCGCCAGAAGCGUGGGAAAUAUGGACAUACGAGGAUAUUGUCAAGAUCGUAACGCAUGCAGAUGAGGCCCGCGUGCCGUUGAAGAGCACAGCGUGCUACUUAUGCUUCAGUAAUGGCGUUGAAACCACAGUGGUUGAAAAGGACUACAGAACAGCAAUCGCGAGAGCUAGCGACAAUUUCGUCGUAGUCACAAACACAGAUGCCGACCGGCCCGACAGCACAGCAACUCAGAGCAGUUCUGGGACGCAGUAUAGCAGAGACACAUACAAAACUACGGGCACAGAUAACAGUACCGCUGGAACUAGUAACUAUGAACAGAAAGCGCCGACCGGCAUGGAGGACCUUCUGAGUGAGGCUAAAGACCGACAGCAGUGUGCUGAGCACAAUUACUACAAUUUGCGGGCGAAGAAGGCCAGACGGAGUAUGACGGCGGACGACAUGAAGCAACUUGUGACGGAAGAGGAGGUGAUUUCGCUGGUGCAGUCGUACCCCACCACGAAUGAAGAGACGCAUUUUGCUUGCGUGAUGGACCCGACGGAGGGCAAUGUCAAGUGGUGUAGAAGAUGGGUCAAGCCCAUUUCAGCGAAGUGGAUUAGGAGCCAUAUGAGGCGGAUGGACUGGUCCGAAGAUGUAACCUUCAACAUAGCACCUACUGUAGGUCAGGUAAUGCUGAUGGGAACCUGGUCCAUUCACACGGCGGUAACUACCUCGACUUCGACACGUCCGAUUCCAUCUCCCUCAUCCUCCUCCUCUUCUAUACCUGUCACGCUCAUUCACUUACCUGUCUCUGAUCCAUACUGCCUGCCUCCUCGCCGUGGAGUACCUAGUGUCGUUGUUAUAUUUCUGUUGCCCGUCCAGACUACGCCCGCGACUAGACCAGGGCUUCUCUCCACUCGCUUCUUUUCCAUUGUCCAGGGUACUCGUACGCUGGUCCGACGCGUUCGCAACUUCACCUCCGAUAUUUCACCAUCAAUGGCGACUGCUCACGCUCCUAUGGCCAGAGUGCCGUUUGCGCCCAUCGACAAUCCGCGUCUACAGCAUCUCGCCAGCGCGAAGAAUCGCCAAAAUGGACUCUUCACGCACAAGUCCUCCACCACAGACGCGAAGAGUAGCAGCAACAGCAUGAAGAGCGGCCACAUCAGCAUCACCACCGCCACCACCUCUUCCCAUAAACGUGCCCAUGAUUCUUCCACAUACGACGACGACUGUGACAGUGAAAACGUCGACCCUGCCAUGUUUGAUUCACCGUCAAAGAAGAUCAAAGGCAGCAUGUUUGCCCACUCCACCACGAAGCCAUUCACAUACAGCUCGGGCUCGAGCCACCACACCCCUGCAAGAAUUUCAAUGCCACCACCCUCCUCCUCCACCUUCUCCUCCCCACGCUCUUCUCACACACCUUUGCGUGCGAACAUGUCUUCACCACGAGCACCAAUGACUGCACCAGCUGGAAGAUCACCACAGAGAAAGCGCGCUGGAUUGAAAUCAACCCGACGCACUUCCGCUCCAUUCUCGCGUGUCAACCCGCCAUCGUUCAACUCCACCUCAGCCUUCGCACUUCCAUUCAGUCUGGACGCAGCACUCAGCAGCUCUCUCCCUGGCUCCACUCCAGCAUCUACACCCACGCCCAACAUGUCUGGUGCCACCAUUGCCGAAAGCAUGCCCAAGACCUGGCUCUUCGAGAUUUACGAAGACUCUCCCGAGGAGGAGGCCGCCAACUUGAUGGAACAUAGCACUCUGACUCUCGACCUGUCUUCUGAUGAUGAGGAUGGCAAGAAGGUUGACGACUACCGUGGCAAAGAAAACACGCCACCAGAGGGCUAUGACGCGCCGACCGCCUCGAGGUCCAGCUCGUCCACCACUCCUCUCCCAGUGCUGGGUUCCAAGAAAGACAUUGUCAGGAAGAAGGUCGUCAAGGAUGAGAUGGAUGACGGAUCGCGGUCGCCAUUGUCAGAUCUCGAGACUGAGGACUUCUAUCCUGAAGGCUUGACCAAGGACUCGUUUGUACUCGUAGACGAGGUUGUCGAAGAGCCGGCUGCUGCACUCACUGACGCCAAGGAGGUGUUGUAUGGUGCCGUCACUGCGAAGGUGGUCACUGCUCUUGACAAGGACGAGAUUGUCAUCUGGCAGGAUAAGGAGGCUGUCUGAACAGAGAUGGAACGAACCUAGGUUCACUGUCAUCAAUGGUAACCUCACGGAGCGGUGUUUGGACCCAAAGGUUUCUUUCUGUACCAGUCAUCACUCUGGUGGGUGGGAUGGUCAUCACAUGGCGUUUGGGCUGUCUGGGUACCCUAUGAACCUGAAGCGGGUGGAGACUACAGCAGUGCUACGAUGUCUAUGCGUUUAUAAUGCUUGUUCAUGAGAAAAGUGAAACAGUAAUUCCC